AUGGCUCCAUCUGUUAACACUCACUCAGCUGCUACUGCUGCUUCUCAGGCUCCUGGUUAUGGUAAGUCUGGCUUCACCACUGUCGAGGUUCAAACCGACAAAGUGCGUGUUGCAGACGACGCUAUUUACUCGACCUAUGCUUAUGAGAAUGCUGUUGUCGAAAAGGUUGAUGGCAAGUACAAGGUCAAACCCACUGUCCAAGAGUACGAGUUCAAGUUAGACACCAAGGUCCCCAAGACCGGUUUGCUUCUCGUUGGUCUUGGUGGUAAUAACGGUUCUACCUUGACUGCUGCUGUCACUGCCAACCGUCACAACAUCUCUUUCAAUACCAAGAAUGGUAAGAUUGAGCCCAACUAUUUCGGUUCGGUUACUCAAGCUGCUACCAUCAAGCUUGGUAUUGAUGCUAAUGGAAAGGAUGUUUAUGCUCCUUUCAACGAGAUUGUCCCUCUUUUGCACCCUAAUGACUUCGUCAUUGGCGGUUGGGAUAUCUCUAAGCUCAAUUUGGCUGGUGCUAUGCAACGUGCUCAAGUUCUUGACUAUGACCUUCAACGUCAAUUGGUCAAGCACUUGGAGCAAAUUGUUCCCUUGCCUUCUAUCUACUACCCAGAUUUCAUCGCCGCUAACCAAUCUGAGCGUGCUGAUAACUUGAUUCCUGGUGAAGACAAGUGGGCCCAUGUUGAGCAUAUCCGUAAAGAUAUCCGUGAAUUCAAGGAGAAGAACGACCUUGACAAGGUCAUUGUUCUCUGGACCGCCAACACUGAGCGUUACGCAGAUAUCAUUGAGGGAGUUAAUGAUACUGCCGAUAACCUGCUCAAGGCUGUUAAGGAGUCUCACUCUGAGGUUUCUCCUUCCACUAUCUUUGCUAUUGCUUCUAUUCUUGAGGGUGUUCCUUACAUUAACGGAUCUCCUCAAAACACUUUUGUUCCUGGCUGUAUCGAGCUUGCUGAGAAGCACAAUGCUUUUAUUGGCGGUGACGAUUUUAAGUCGGGUCAAACUAAGCUCAAGUCGGUCUUGGCUCAAUACCUUGUUGAUGCCGGUAUCCGCCCUGUUUCCGUUGCCUCUUACAACCACUUGGGUAACAACGACGGUUACAACUUGUCUGCUCCUAAACAAUUCAGAUCCAAGGAGAUCUCCAAGGCUUCUGUUAUUGACGACAUGAUUGAGUCGAACCAGAUUCUUUACAACGACAAGUAUGGCAAGACUGUUGACCACUGUAUUGUGAUCAAGUACGUUCCUGCUGUUGGAGAUUCUAAGGUCGCUAUGGACGAGUACCACUCAGAGCUCAUGUUGGGUGGUCACAACACCGUUUCCAUCCACAACGUGUGCGAGGACUCUCUUUUGGCCACUCCUUUGAUCAUUGACUUGGUCGUUGUGUCUGAGUUCUUGUCCCGUGUCACUUACAAGAAGAAGAACUCUGAGGAGGACUACCACCAGUUCCACUCUGUUCUGUCCUUCCUCUCCUACUGGCUCAAGGCCCCUCUUACCAGACCCGGUUUCGACCCCGUCAACGGUCUCAACAAGCAAAGAGCCGGUCUCGAGAACCUCAUCCGUGGUCUCGUCGGCCUUGCCCCCCACAAUGACCUCAAGCUCGAGGAGCGUACCGUCUAA
Messenger RNA from Sugiyamaella lignohabitans, 1608 nucleotides. It is a transcript of the gene INO1, whose product is annotated as inositol-3-phosphate synthase INO1. NCBI's taxonomy places the organism in Eukaryota, Fungi, Ascomycota, Dipodascomycetes, Dipodascales, Trichomonascaceae. Gene Ontology annotation, molecular function: inositol-3-phosphate synthase activity. Gene Ontology annotation, biological process: phospholipid biosynthetic process; inositol biosynthetic process. Gene Ontology annotation, cellular component: cytoplasm. The record is from RefSeq and is a predicted model, not a curated record. The transcript has a single exon. The coding region runs from base 1 to 1608 and encodes 535 amino acids.